Parasteatoda tepidariorum (common house spider) is the source of this 1172-nucleotide messenger RNA. RefSeq names its product HemK methyltransferase 2 (gene HemK2). Lineage: Eukaryota; Metazoa; Arthropoda; Arachnida; Araneae; Theridiidae. Gene Ontology annotation, cellular component: eRF1 methyltransferase complex. Gene Ontology annotation, molecular function: nucleic acid binding; S-adenosylmethionine-dependent methyltransferase activity; protein methyltransferase activity. The record is from RefSeq and is a predicted model, not a curated record. Gene Ontology annotation, biological process: methylation.
AAGUUUGGAGAUUCUAAAAUUGAAAAUAUAUCAUAAUUAAGAAACACCUAAUUGAAAAUAUCUAUAUAAUACCUAAAUCUUUACAUAUUUAUUAAAAAUAAAUUACUGAAUAGUUAGAUCAAGCGAAAUUUAUUUCUUCAAGAGUUGCUUUUCAACACGGCUUGAUCGACGAAUGUUAUAAAUAAAAAUGUUUCUGCCAAAAGUUUCAACUGAAGCUUUUUUAAAGUUUCAUUUUCCAAUGUAUUAGAUCGCUUUGAAGAAAAUUCGAAAACUUUUUAACUUUUCAAACAUUUUUAAAAUAAUAUAUUUAAAGAUUAUAUUGAUUUUUUUUCUUUAAUUGCAAAUUUAAAGAAAGAAAAAGUAUGGAUUUGAUGCUAACAUGUUUAGAUUUCUAUGCCUUUAGUUGACUGACUUCAACUUUUACAAUUCAUCUAUAGAGAGUCGUUCAUAGUAUGCAGAAAUCGAAAUGUCGACAAUUCCACUUGCUCAUUACAGUAUUUUGAAAAAAGAUACUUUCAAUGAUGUUUAUGAACCUUCCGAAGACACAUUUUUACUGAUUGAUGCUUUAGAAAAAGAUAUUAACAUUUUAAAAGAAAUAAGCCCAAUCAUAUGCUUAGAAAUUGGAAGUGGAUCUGGUGUUGUUACGGCAUCUCUUGGCAAAGUUUUAAAUAGCUGUUUCUAUUUGAGCAUUGAUAUUAACCCUUUGGCUGCCUCUGCUACAAAAGCUGUUAGUGAAAUCAAUGGAAUUGUAGGAAAUGCCGUAGUCUCAGAUUUAGUUUCAGUUUUCGAAGAUCGCUUGGAACAUUCUAUAGAUCUGCUAAUUUUUAACCCUCCAUAUGUAGUGACUCCUAGUGAUGAAAUUGGAAAGGAUAAUAUUUUUUGUGCUACUUCUGGAGGAAUAAAUGGUAGAGAAGUGAUGGAUAGGGUUUUUCCUCUUGUGCCCAAACUUCUUUCUAAGAAUGGAAUGUUUUAUUUAAUUACCAUUGCUGAAAAUGAUAUAACUGACAUUGAAGAUUGCCUCAAGAAAUAUAAUUUAAAAAUGGCCAAAGUUCUUGAAAGAAGAUGUGGCAUUGAACAUUUGUUUGCACUUAGAUUUUCAUUCAAAAAUUCUCCCUUACAUACUAAAUAAAUAAAUUUUUUUGUAAUAAAUAAAUUUAUAUUGUUGUAUAAAA